CAGAACAGAUUGUUUUUAAUUUGAAGUCCAAUAAAAGAGCAGAAAAGAGAGAAAAAGAAAAGAGAGAGACCAUCUCCAGGUAUGUUGAGAAGGAUCUUCAUCUUAUAUCCUGGUUUUGCAGCCCUUCUUCUACUUCUGUUAGUUCCUAUAACAUGUAAAGCCAAGCGCAAUCAUCGGGUCUGUACCUCUUCCUGCGGGAAUAUUCAUAAUAUAAGCUACCCUUUCCGACUGAAAGAUGAUCCACGGAGCUGCGGAGAAAGCGAGUAUGAGCUGGCUUGUGAGACUAACCGCACAAUCUUAUACUUGUAUUCAGGAAAAUACAAAGUAGAAGAAAUCAAUUAUGAGAUCUUCACCAUAAGGAUUGUUGACACUGGCCUACAAAAAGAUGACUGCUCUUCUCUGCCUCUGCAUUCUUUGACUUACAGAAACUUUACUAGUCAACGUCCAAUUAGAUAUUGGCGGUCUUCUGAGAAUUCGGCUCUAAAUUUUAUUGAUUGUGAAGCUCCAAUAAGUUCUUCUAUCUACAUGGAUAUGGCACCUUGCAGUAAAAACAGUUCUGCCCACUUUUCUUUAUCUUCAAUUCAAACAUAUUCAUAUGUUGUAGUUGGAUACAUGUCGUUGUCAGAUUUACAGAACUCUUGCAGGAUAGACUUGGAGGUCAGUGUCUCAACCCGUGGGCAGAAGAUUGACAACAGUUCUUGUUCAGGCAUCCAUGAUGGGAUGCUAUACGGGACUGACCUUCAAUGGUGCAAGUGUCUCUCCUCCGUGUGCCCUCCUUGCGAUUUUAUAUUUUCAUCAGAGUACCCCUGGUAUUGGAUUGUAGCAGAUAUUCUGUCAUAUGGAUUCGUUUUCAUUGUUGCUAUUGUUGCUGUGAGAACUUUGUUCGGGAGUCCAUGUGUUGUGAUAUUUUUGAUCUACAAAUGGAGAAGGAGGAACUUAUCCAUGUACCAUGCCAUUGAGGAGUUCAUUCAAGCUCAAAAUAAUCUAACACCGAUAAGGUACUCUUACUCAAAUAUUAAGAAGAUGACAAAAGGUUUCAUGGAAAAACUGGGUGAAGGAGGCUAUGGUUCGGUAUACAAAGGAAAGCUUCGAAGUGGUCAUUUCGUAGCUGUAAAAAUGAUGGCCAAUUCCAAAGCCAAUGGACAAGAUUUCAUUAAUGAAGUUGCUACAAUUGGAAGGAUUCAUCAUGUCAAUGUGGUGCAAUUAAUUGGAUUUUGUGCCGAGGGAUCGAAGCGUGCUCUUGUAUAUGACUUUAUGCCUAAUGGGUCUCUUGAUAAGUACAUAUUUCCUGAAAAGGAAGGAAAUAUCUCCUUAUUAAGCUUAGAGAAAAUGUAUGAAAUUUCUCUAGGGGUGGCCUAUGGGAUUGAAUACUUACAUCGAGGUUGUGACACCCAAAUCCUGCAUUUUGAUAUCAAACCUCACAAUAUUCUUCUUGAUAAGAAUUUCACUCCGAAGGUUUCAGACUUUGGCCUCGCGAAAUCAUAUCCAACAGAUCAUAGUAUUGUGUCCCUAACUGCAGCAAGAGGGACAAGGGGAUACAUGGCUCCAGAGUUGUUCUACAAAAACAUUGGAGGAGUCUCAUACAAAGCUGAUGUUUAUAGUUUUGGGAUGCUGUUGAUGGAAAUGGCAGGCAGAAGGAAGAAUUUGAAUGUUUUUGCGGAGCAUUCAAGCCAAAUUUACUUUCCUUCCUGGGUUUACGAGCAGUUCAAUGAAGGAAAAGACAUAGAAAUGGAAGAUGCAACAGAGGAAGGAAAGGAGCUUUCCAAAAAGCUGAUUAUAGUAGCCUUAUGGUGCAUACAAUUGAAGCCCAGUGAUCGUCCUUCAAUGAACAAAGUUGUGGAGAUGCUUGAAGGAAAUGUGGAGCUCCUGCAGAUGCCUCCAAAGCCUCUUCUAACUCCACAAGAGGUGCCAGCUGAGGAUCAUGUAAACAACAAAAAGCCGGCAGAAAUGUCAAUUAGUAUCAGAUAGUGUGUGCCAUAUACUAAAAAAACUCAAAAGUAGACCAUCAAUCUUAUUGAUCCCCACCUAUCUAUGAUAGAAAGAAGGGCAUAUAUCAAUAUCUAUUCUGAUAUACCCAUCAAGAGACUUCUAAGUUAUUUUGCUAUGAUUAUCAUUUGUCUGCCUCA
This is a messenger RNA of Vitis vinifera (wine grape), 2126 nucleotides long. Its product is annotated as rust resistance kinase Lr10. Bases 82 to 1968 code for a protein of 628 amino acids. NCBI's taxonomy places the organism in Eukaryota, Viridiplantae, Streptophyta, Magnoliopsida, Vitales, Vitaceae. Gene Ontology annotation, biological process: protein phosphorylation. The transcript is spliced from 4 exons. Gene Ontology annotation, molecular function: protein kinase activity; polysaccharide binding; ATP binding. The record is from RefSeq and is a predicted model, not a curated record.